AUGCAACCGGUGGGAGGCCGGGCCGGCUGGGGCUGGGGCUCGGGCCGUUUCUCCGCGGGUCCCUGGCGGCGAGCGCGGACGGCCCGGAGGCGGCGGCUCUGAGCUGGCAGGCGGAGGGUUGUCUCCCGCGCCCGCCUGCCCGGCGCGGUCCGAGGAUGCGGGGGGGCGAUGCCCGGGGCCAGGGACGCGCUCUGUCACCAGGCGCUGCAGCUGCUGGCCGAGCUCUGUGCCCGCGGGGCCCUGGAGCACGACAGCUGCCAGGAAUUCAUCUACCACCUGCGGGACCGCGCCAGACCCCGGCUCCGCGACCCAGAUAUCUCGGUGAGCCUGCUGACCCUUCUGGUCACCGCGUGUGGCCUCGCUCUCUUUGGUGUGUCUCUCUUCGUGUCUUGGAAACUCUGCUGGGUUCCGUGGCGAGAACGAGGCCUGUUCUCUGGUAGCAAAGACAACAACCAGGAGCCUCUUAACUAUACGGACACAGACAUCAAUGAGCAGGAGAACAGUGAGGGCUUCCUAGACCCUCCCAGCCCCUCCUCCAUGAAGAUCAGCCACACCUCCCCGGACAUCCCCCUCUCCACCCAGACGGGAGCCCAGGAGAACUGUGCCCACAGCGUCCGUGUGAAGCGCCAAGUCACAGAGCCAACCUCGUCGACUCGGCAUAAUUCAAUCCGAGGACAACUCAACCUGUCGAACCCGGACUUCAAUAUCCAGCAACUGCAAAAACAAGAACAGCUGGCCGGGAUCGGCCGCAUUAAACCGGAGUUAUACAAGCAGAGGUCACUGGACAGCGAUGAUGGGAGAAGGAGUAACAGCAAAGCCUGUGGGAAACUGAACUUUAUUUUAAAAUAUGACUGUGACCUAGAGCAGCUCAUAGUGAAGAUUCACAAAGCCGUCAAUUUGCCCGCCAAGGACUUUUCUGGGACCUCAGAUCCUUACGUCAAGAUCUAUUUGCUUCCGGAUCGGAAAACAAAACACCAGACCAAAGUUCACAGGAAGACCCUGAACCCUGUGUUUGACGAAGUGUUUCUGUUUCCGGUUCCCUACAACGACCUUGAGGCCCGGAAACUGCACUUCUCUGUGUAUGACUUUGACAGGUUCUCCCGCCACGACCUAAUCGGCCAGGUGGUGGUGGACCACUUCUUAGACUUGGCUGAUUUCCCCAGGGAGUGCAUCCUUUGGAAGGACAUCGAAUAUGUCACCAACGACAACGUGGAUCUUGGCGAGCUGAUGUUUUCCCUCUGCUACCUUCCCACGGCUGGCAGGCUGACCAUCACUGUUAUAAAAGCAAGGAAUUUAAAGGCGAUGGACAUAACAGGAGCAUCAGAUCCCUACGUGAAAGUCUCCAUGAUGUGUGACGGCAGGCGGCUGAAGAAGAGGAAAACGUCCACCAAGAGGAACACCCUGAAUCCUGUUUACAACGAAGCCAUAGUCUUUGACGUCCCCCCCGAGAGCAUUGACCAAAUCCACUUGUCCAUAGCGGUCAUGGACUACGACCGUAUAGGUCACAAUGAGAUCAUCGGCGUGUGUCAAGUAGGCAACACAGCUGAGAGGCUGGGCAGAGACCACUGGAGUGAAAUGUUGUCCUACCCUCGGAAGCCCAUCGCACACUGGCAUUCCCUGGUGGAGCUCCUGGUGAGAGUCUCAAAGGCUUCGUCUGGGGGCUCAUUAAAUCACCUGCGCCUGGUGCUAGCGGUGGCCGGUGGCCCUUAG
Myotis lucifugus (little brown bat) is the source of this 1710-nucleotide messenger RNA. It is a transcript of the gene SYT9, whose product is annotated as synaptotagmin 9. Gene Ontology annotation, cellular component: dense core granule; membrane. Gene Ontology annotation, biological process: cellular response to calcium ion; regulation of dopamine secretion; regulation of calcium ion-dependent exocytosis. Gene Ontology annotation, molecular function: clathrin binding; SNARE binding; calcium ion binding. The transcript is spliced from 7 exons. Bases 169 to 1710 code for a protein of 513 amino acids. NCBI's taxonomy places the organism in Eukaryota, Metazoa, Chordata, Mammalia, Chiroptera, Vespertilionidae. The record is from RefSeq and is a predicted model, not a curated record.